ACAUAUGAUAGUCUGUUUACAAACUUCAAUUAUCUGGAAGAAGUUUCUUGUUAUUUCCCUCGCCAAAUUGACUGCUGUUUUGAAACAUCCAUAUAUAUAUAUAUAUGUUUUAAAAACAUUCCAUAUAUUUGUUUUUCUGCUCGCGCUGUCGUUAUGCGGAAAGAGUGCCGCUCUCGUUGCUAUGCGGCGCCGAGACUGUAGCACUGUUACCAGGGAGGGAGGCAGUAACAGGGGUGUAUUCAUUCGUCCAAUUGCGUUGAAAAACGGUUGGUUCCUCAAGUAAACGGUAACAACCCUAACGGAAGCAAACGUGGAGGGACCUACCUGGAAUUGUUGAAAUGUUAACUCUUGUUUUCGAAGCAAAACGUUUUGUAACAGAAUCCGACUAAUGAAUACACUCCUGGUCGCGUUGUAUGACGGGAGUGUGGCGCCUAGCAAAGGCUUCAUCGUGCGGCUAUGUCAACGAUUUGGUUUGUAAUCGAAAAUUAAGAUAUUACACGACUGGCUAUCCUAUUUCCUUUUUAUUGUGACAAUUGCGCAAUUGAUUGCACUUAGUUAUACAUCAAACCAAGUUGAAUAACGUGAUAUUGUUUUUACGUGGUAAGGUGAAGUCGGAGUGGGGGGACGGGGCAGAGUGGCCAGUCGGGGGCGGCGGAUGAGUUCGGAGCAUUGCCGGUCGUCGCCGCAGCAGAAGGAAAGGGUCAAGCCAGCACUGGACAAACGUGAACAAGGAGAGAACAUCGAAAACCGUGAAGGAUCAAGGCGACAUGGUCACCACAAAGGGAGCAGGGCUAAACCCCAAUGCCAAAGUCUGGCAGGAGAUCCCUGUGCCCCAGGGCCAAGUCCCAGAGGACGGCACGGAGGGCACCCACUGGCUGGAGACUACCCCGACAUCUGCUGAUGUCACUGAGGGCUAUUCAGAGGCUCCCCCAACUGAGGAUAAGGGAUAUGGCACGGAGUACUCAGACCCGUCGGACAGUAGUGCCCGUUUACCCACAGAGGGUGUACUGAACGGCAUGGAUCCCCCUGAGCUGGGGUACCCCCUCUAUGACUCUGUGACUGAGUCAGCAGUGGAGGAACAGCAGCCCCUCUCUGAAGAGAGCCUGAGAGAGUCUCUGAAGAAACAGCUGGAGUUUUGCUUUUCAAGAGAGAAUCUGUCCAAGGAUCUGUACCUGAUGUCCCAGAUGGAUAGUGAUCACUUUGUCCCCAUCUGGACCAUCGCCAGCAUUGAGGGCAUCAAGGUCCUCACUACCGACAUGGACCUCAUCCUGGAGGUACUACGAGCCUCGCCCAUGGUGCAAGUUGACGAGAUGGGGGAAAAGGUUCGGCCCAAUCACAAGCGCUGCAUCAUUAUUCUGAGGGAGGUGCCAGAGACCACACCUGUAGAGGAAGUGGAGGCCCUCUUUAAGAAUGAAAACUGUCCCAAGGUGAUGAGUGUUGAAUUUGCGGCCAACAACAACUGGUACAUCACAUUCCAGUCGGACACUGAUGCACAGCAGGCACACAUAUAUCUAAGGGAAGAUGUGAAAACGUUUCAGGGAAAACCCAUCAUGGCUCGUAUCAAGGCCAUCAACACAUUCUUUGCGAAGAAUGGCUACCGUAGUGUACCGAACUCCAGUGUGUACAGCCAGCAGGGCCAGUCCCAGUAUAACUCAACACACCUCUACAUGCAGCAGGUAUUCAGCCCCCAGCAGCAGUACCCACUCUACCCCCUGGUGCCACCCACCUGGAACCCAUCGCCUGCCCCUUACUUCCAGACCCCGCUGGCCCCGUUCCCCAACAGUGGCUUUGUGAAUGGCUUCAGCACCCCUGGGAACUACAAGACUGGCACCAGUCCCUUGGGCCUCGGACGACCGCCCUUCAACAGAAACCGUGUCCCCCUCUAUUCUAGAAAGAAUGUAAUCAAUGCCUUCAGGAACCACGCGAAGAGCCAGCCCCGGCCAUGUGACGAGACCCCUCCCUCUGUUACCCCCGUAUCCCCCCUGGUGGAUGGCCUGUCGGGCCCCUCCAGCGCUCUUCCUCCCCGGGCGGCAGGGGCUCCCCUGGGUAGCACCCCGGAGCCUGGCCCUGUGCCCCCCACCCUCAGGGACACCCUGCCACUGGCUGCAGAGGGGAUGCCCAAUGGAGACAUGGGCAUUGCUGGCAGGGGCAGGAGAGGCAGCUACAGAGGGAUGCGGAGGAAGAGAGAGGACGAGAGGAUCACGAGGCCCAUCCCUCUGAGCGAGAUAAAGGUUCCACAGCCCAAGUUUGACCUGGCGACCUCCAACUUCCCUCCAUUGCCUGGGUGUGUGGUCAGCACGCAGGGAGAGCCCGUGCUAGAGACUCGCAUGUCUGAUGUGGUUCGAGGCCUCAAGGUGACCAGCGACAAGCCUGAUGUGAAUAAGGAGUCUGUGGCCCCUCCUGCUAGUGCCCAAAAGGAGGCUGUGAGUGCGCCCAGUCAGGUCGUGCUGGCCCACAAACCCCCCACCCCUCUGGUUGUGGAGCCCCUUGUUCCAAGUGUUGCUCAUCCGGUGAAGAAAGUGGAGAAGCCUGAGCCUCAUGUCCAAAAAGAGAUGGCUCCACCCCCCACACCACCCUCUUCUCUGCCAACCCCCUCACAGCCCGCCGCUGCAACCAAACCUACGCCCACCCACAGUCAGUCCAUCUCCACGGCAACACCAUUUCCCGCCACUACCACACCUGCACCGGAGUCAAGGAAACUGAGCUAUGCUGAGAUGUGCAAGCGGCCAGCCACCCAGCCCCCAGCGCCAAGCACCUCCCCAAACCCUCCCACCUCCCCGGCCAUCCAACCCCUGCGUGAACUGCGGGUCAACAAGGCCGACGAGCCCGCCACCACCUCCAGCAGCGAUGGGGAUAGGCCUGAGAAACCCGAGCGGCCUGGAGAAGGCCAGCCCCACCUUGAUCCCCUUGGCUCAUACUGUGGGUUUAAUGGCCCUGCCCGAUCCGGAGGGAUGGGCCUAAAGUACCGAGAUCAGCAGAGAGGUGCGUCCAUGAGCCGCCGCAUCUCCCCCCAGGGCUGGGCUAGACGGAGCGGGAAGGAACAGAACAUUCCCCCCCGGUCACCAAAGUAGUUUAAACAACAAACAGACUAACAGAAAAACAAACACAAAUCUAUAUACGUGUGUGUAUAUAUAUAUGUAAAGAGAUAAAUAUAUAUAUAAAUAUGUUAUUGGAUGAAAGAACACGUUCGGGUUCUUCAUCUUAAAGACCCCCCUGAAGCUCGGUCGGACAUCCGCUGACCUUUGUUUAGGAAAGACUGCAAGCGGUAAUCAUUUUAAGAGGGGGCCGACACGAGUGUUACAAAUCAUAAACUGAAGUACUUGUUUGAAAGAAUAGCGAGAGAUGCUUACAUGCUGCCUCACCUUGGUUAGCUUGAAGGCUGGGCCCUCCACUGCUAAAUCUAUGUUCAUUUGAUUUCUGUCAGUGGGGGAUGGGGAACAAAUGUACAGUAAUGCCUUGUAUCACCAGAAUACUGGUAGUUGCAAAGGGGAAAAAAAGAAAAGAGCUGUUAGGAAAUCUAGUCAUUAUGUGACACAGCAAAAGAUGUGGACAUCCACCAAUAUGACAUCGUUAUGAGUUGAUACAUAUGAUGCAAUUUGUUGUUGGGGUUGGCAAGUGAUUAUUUUGGCGAAGGGCUAAGGAUAGCUCAUAAAAUGUGUUUUUAUGUAGGUUUGAAGCGAGAGGGCCACAUGGUUUUAGAGAAGUGCCUAUUUUGAACUGUUCUGAGAGAUGGAGUGAGUUGGGAAGCCUGUCAAGCUGCACUUUCUUUUAGGUGAAGAAACAGUCUUGGAUGCCUGUCAGCUAAGAGUCUGGAAUGAUUUUGUGUUCAGAAUCAAUGGGAAAAUAUGAAUUUAUUAGAAUCAAUGAUUUUAUUUUCACGGUUGAUGGAAACCUUUGGUAUACCCUUGCUUGAGUAGGACAUUAAAACCUUUAUGAUAAUGGUGAUUGGAUACCGUGCAAAUGUGGGAGAAAGUUUGGAUAGUCAGGCUGUCGGUCACUGAAUUGUUCUAUUUUCCACUCUCCAUUUCCUAUUACUUUGAAACAUAUGGUUAAAUGUUUGAGUUGUUGGUCCCAACUGUCUGCCAAUCCUGUUUAGUUAAAAUAUGCUUUGGUUGGUUAAUGAUGAUUGCGCCAACCAUUAGUGCAUAAUCUCUCCAUCCAGGAUCAAGUUCAGUAGUCCCAAGGUACUUGCAGAAGUUUUCCCAUACGAACUGCUUGCUUUCGUUUUUUUAAGUGGUUUAAGUUUAAAUAAAAUUUUUUAAAGUGGUUUGCUACAGUGUGUUAUGAACAUGACCCACCAAUCCAUUGGUUGGGAUUUGAGUGGAUCGGGAAGUGUUGUCAUGGGUAACAGCUCAUGAGAAAGGGAGGAGUCAUCCCUUAGUGAAGGUAUUUGGUAGUUGAGGCAGUCAGCACUCGCAUUGUAGACCCCUGACACGUUCAGUUAUCAUGUAUUUGGCCAUUUUAUACGUAGCCUUUUUAAAGGGGCAGUCUGCAGUUGCUACAUUCAUUAUUGGACCUAUUAUUAAUUUAUGUACCAAUUUCAUUCUUCAAGUAUUAAAGCUUUGUUCCACUGUCAUACCCCAUCAGCACCCAAAAUAUAAGCCUGUUUUACUCCAAUGUUUGUAAACAAAGUAAAUGCAGACUAAAUCUAUAUAGCCUCAAAACAUGGUUAAAGCUGUCAUUUUUAUGCAUCCAUAGCUCAGUCUAUGAAUUUGAGCUGUUACAUUUCUCCAACCCCAUCCCUCAGCUUUUUACUGUAACAGGGUAGGGAGAACACUGUUUCAACUGCUGAUUGUCCUUUUAAGAAGAGUAGUUUUAAUUAUUUGUCUUGCAUAAAAGUUUAACUUGUUGUAUUAAUAUGUACAAUUAAUUGUACCUAUGUGGUCAAAUGCAGGAUACCGACGUUAACAUAUAACUUCCUAUUUAUGUCUUGAUGGAACAGUUGGUCUUUAUCAUCAAAUAGAAACCUUUCCACCCCAGAUAUCUGGCCAUUUCAACAUGCCAUCAUAUCUGUGCAACAUGUUCCAGAGUAGUCUGCCAUGCAUUUUGGUAGCUCUUGUAUCAUGUAGAAUAGGUUAGAUGGUAUUUUAUAGAGUAGUAAUGGGAUCCCAAGCAUGAAACUAGUCUUUGGUACUAUGUAUUCGAGCUUGCUCAUUUUAAAAUGGCCUGAAGUCAAGUAAACGUUCUCAUUCUCUUAUUUGUUAGCAUCAGGAAUUAAUCUAUAAAGGAGUUUACUGGUUUAGAGCAGCGAUCACUGGAAUUUUACGUUUUUAAUGCAAAUAAACUUCUUUCUUUUUUUAAACUUAAAAAAAAGAAAAUUGUCAGUAAAGUUCUUCCCCAGCAAGAUUCCGGUUAGUGUUCUGACUUCUCAAUUUGAGUUGAUGACAUGCAGUACCGAACCUGUCACAGUAGGAGAUUAGGGGUGGCCAGUGGAGACUUCCAGGUGUGUUGAUAACAUGCAGUACCGAACCUGUCACAGUAGGAGAUUAGGGGUGGCCAGUGGAGACUUCCAGGUGUGUUGAUAACAUGCAGUACCGAACCUGUCCCAGUAGGAGAUUAGGGGUGGCCAGUGGAGACUUCCAGGUGUGUUGAUAACAUGCAGUACCGAACCUGUCCCAGUAGGAGAUUAGGGGUGGCCAGUGGAGACUUCCAGGUGUGUUGAUAACAUGCAGUACCGAACCUGUCCCAGUAGGAGAUUAGGGGUGGCCAGUGGAGACUUCCAGGUGUGUUGAUAACAUGCAGUACCUAACCUGUUCCAGUAGGAGAUUAGGGUUGGCCAGUGGAGACUUCCAGGUGUGUUGAUAACAUGCAGUACCUAACCUGUCCCAGUAGGAGAUUAGGGUUGGCCAGUGGAGACUUCCAGGUGUGUUGAUAACAUGCAGUACCUAACCUGUCCCAGUAGGAGAUUAGGGGUGGCCAGUGGAGACUUCCAGGUGUGUUGAUAACAUGCAGUACCGAACCUGUCCCAGUAGGAGAUUAGGGGUGGCCAGUGGAGACUUCCAGGUGUGUUGAUAACAUGCAGUACCGAACCUGUCCCAGUAGGAGAUUAGGGGUGGCCAGUGGAGACUUCCAGGUGUGGUGUUGGUAGGUGUUUAGUGCUUAUCGUGUACAGAGGGCUAUUUUCUUGUCCGUGAAAUGCUGUCGAACUCUGAUCGUGUCCAUUUUGGGGUUAUCCUUUUUCAAUGUUGCCGUUGAUUCAUUGAGCAGAGAUUCUGAAGGGUGAUAAUGAUGAGUCACGUUAUUUUGGGAUGGGAUUGAGGGCAGAGCGACUGUCAGAUAUUAGAGUUUUGGUGUCUGGCUAACUCAUAGGAUUAUGAUUUAGCUGCUUUUUUCCCCUUGUACAUUUCACUUUUGGAUUUUCUCUUUACUGUCUUCGUUUUCUUUUGUUUAAAGAUUUUAAUGCAUAUCUCACGAUAGUUUUAAAUUCCGUACACGUCCAUUGUUUGAAAAAUGGAAGUUUGCGUAAUAUUAGGAGAGUUGACUUGACAUGGGGGGCAUCAACCUUCAGAUCUGUUCCUUUUCUAUGCGCCUGCAAACUCAUAAUUCAGCCUUUGUGUAUUAAUGGAUUGAACACUAUCCAGACCAUAAAUGUAUAGAGAUCAUUAUGUGAAAAUAACUUUUUUUUGCAUGGACAUUGCCAUUUUAAAGUAGUCAACUGUGUGGGGAUUCCUAUGGAUUGGGAGCAAUCAACCAAUUAUCAGAGCAUUGACCGCCAACUAGCGGCCACAAGAAAUGAAUUUACUCAAGAUUUGUUUCUAGACUUCAACACUGUAGCUGGUGGUAAGUUGCCAAUUUUAGCUUUACACUUUUUUCCAAUAUCAAAAGAAAAUUGACUACUUUAAAUGGAGAUGGCCUCAUUGGCACAGAUACAACAUUGUGAUCUCUAUGAUCCAGACCAAAGUCAAGCAGGCAAAAAGACAACCUUGGGAACUUGCUCCAACACAACUGUUUCUGGGUGGGAUGUGGAGAACUCGUAACCCUCCUACUGUUGGAUGGAAAAGCUGUCAGUUAAUUGAUAAUGCUCCCUGUCUCUUGACUGGCCAGUUAAGCUUGAUUAAUGUAGUCCUAUUUGAGGGAAGGCCACUUGUGUAGGUGGUCUGAAUGUUCUUGUACAGAUUUUGCGCCUAGAAGGCUAAUCUUUGGUCAGGUUUUUUUCCCUCCCUCUAUUAGUAAGCACAUUUUAGAUUUGAGUAAAUCUUUUGAAAGAGUUCCUCAGUUUGACUUUAGUUUUUUAAUGUACUCUGAUGUACCCUUUAUUUCAAUGCAUUUAAUUUUUUUUGUGUUUUUCCCAAAAUAUGUGUGUGUGUAGUAUUUCCAAAACUGUUAUCUGAUUUGCUACUUGGGUAAAGUGAGAAUUCGGUGCACUGCCUGGGUGCUAUCAGUGCAGUAACAUGUUAUCUAUCUAACCACUGGGCCUAUGUUUUUUAUAUUUUUACAUCCAUUAAUGGCUAAGUUAAGAGCAGCUAGUGGUGUUGUGGAAUGAAAUGCACUAACUUUAGUUUGAAAAUAAUCUCUUAAUCCUGUAAAGUGUAAAAUCAUUUUAGAUGUCUACAUUGAAGAAAAGGUGUUUAGCAGGUUUGCUGAAAUUAUUACAGGAAUAGGGUUUUAUUUUUCUUUAACUGUUUUGAUUAGUUUUUGUAGCACUUCCCUGCUGGGACAAAGGCGCAUGGAGGGGGGGAACAAAGGCGUUGGAGGGGGUGCAGCUGGGACAUGGUAACGUACGAGGGUGGGAUGUGAGACACUGAAUUACUGAUUUAAUAGAUGUCUGAACAAAAACUUAAAAGAAUAAUAAAGUACAAAUAUUUCUUGUUUUUGGCUUAGAUGCUGAUUCUGGGUCCUGUGCUUGCAAUGAUUUUGCAGUCUGUAUAUUUCUAAAUGUUUUGUGUGCGGUGCUCUGUGGUCUUGUCCCUGACAUCUGUGUUAAAAGUGUGUGUGUGUGUGUCUCCACCAGUUAUACUUUAACAGUCUCCUUUCUUCAUGUCCAAAUAAACUUUUCAGGCCAAACCAAAAUUCUAGUGCCUUCUCAGUGUUGAGCUUUUCCUUCUCUGCAAAGUAAAAGUAACAAAUUCACUUUCAUUUUGAGCAGGGCAGGUUUAGUGGGAAGGCAGAAAUGCGUGGUGCUCGUUAUCCCAUUGAAUUUGUUGUUCACGUGAAAUACAGAAUUAUGUGCCGUGGUGGGGGUGUAAUAUUAGUCAUGAUUUUCCAAAAGCUUAUAACAACCAGAAGGCAUACAAGGUCCUCUAAGAAAUAAGUAUUCUUUGGUCAUAUGGAGGCUGUUUGUAGACCUUGUGUGUACGCAUGUUUUGAGUCUCAUGACAAUGCUGAUAAUUGAAUACGCUGCUCCAAUAACAUGACAGCUCCUAUAAAAAGGUAUGCAAGCCCAAUGGUGGUGGGAAGCAGGAACAUAUACACACUUGUUUGGUGAAUGUUGUAUCAUUUCAAGCGGGAACAUGUAUGCGAAUAGACACUUUGCAUUGUAUUUAUUGAGUCAAAGUCAUAGUGGGGCAAUAUUGUUUUGUCAUUGCAUGAAUGCAGUCCAUAAAUAUCGAUCUUGCUUGAUAUGCUUCCCAAAUUUCCAACUGUACACUGUGCCAUCAUGUUGCAGACUCAGGUCUUAACCUUUCAAAAUAAAGUGCCGCUAACAGUU
Molecule: messenger RNA, 8647 nt
Organism: Oncorhynchus keta (chum salmon)
Lineage: Eukaryota; Metazoa; Chordata; Actinopteri; Salmoniformes; Salmonidae
Product: la-related protein 4-like
Exons: 17
Coding region: 768-3071 (767 amino acids)
Biological process (GO): positive regulation of translation
Cellular component (GO): cytoplasmic stress granule; cytosol
Molecular function (GO): mRNA 3'-UTR binding
Source: RefSeq, a predicted model, not a curated record